AUGGUGCUUCCUACCGUGCGGCUGCAGGACAUUGUGCUCCAUGAAACUCUGGAAGACUUCUACACGCAGCACAGGCAAACGAACAUGAGCAACAUCAAUGCUAUCGUGACCAAGUAUCGCGGCCACAUGGUUCCACAUCUUUGGGCGCAGCUGUCGUUGAAGUACAACCUGGCUCCUUUGGAAGGUCUGGAGCUGCUCGGCCGCAGUCUCUACCUGAGCGCGCCCUUCGAGUACCGCGAGCAGGAGCGACAGACCGAACUCGAGGACACGCUGGCAGAGGCGCAACACGAGGGCGUUGGGGCAGCGAAU
Messenger RNA from Symbiodinium sp. CCMP2456, 309 nucleotides. The record is from the annotation of a GenBank genome assembly. NCBI's taxonomy places the organism in Eukaryota, Dinophyceae, Suessiales, Symbiodiniaceae.